AUGUGGCCGCCAGUGAGGCAAGGAUUCAUAGAAAUGCAAGCAAGUCAAUUGCAAGUUGAACAUGUAAACCCAAGCUCGACUUGGCACGAGGUCAUUUGUGGAAUUGGCCCCAGUGAAAUUGGUCUAACCCAAAAGAUCAGCUCAACUGCAUUUCUCUUCGUAACAAAACUUGGCAGUCGACUCUUUGUCAGAUCAGUGGCAUUAGAUGCUCACGAAUUUGCUCAAAACCUGCAGUCGCUGCGUUAUCAAGCGUCCGGACUUAGGUUAUCAGAAAAGUGA
Messenger RNA from Protopolystoma xenopodis, 279 nucleotides. Lineage: Eukaryota; Metazoa; Platyhelminthes; Monogenea; Polystomatidea; Polystomatidae. The record is from the annotation of a GenBank genome assembly.